ACAAGGGGACAACGCUCCUGUGGGCGCACAGGUCAGUUCGGACGACCCGCUGCGGCGAGAAGUAAACUAGCCAUCUUUACAUGCAACUGUAUAUUCUGCGGAUACUUUGCAGCGAACAACGGAUCCAAGAGCUUUAUUUACGACUUUGGAAAUGAAGGACAUAUUCACUCCGGAUUGAAAAAGCGACAUAUUUAUGACUUUCAUUCAUUCAGUCAUUCUUUAAGCUAAUCACUAAGGAAGAGGUCCAGCUUCUGCAGUUUUCUUGCUUUUAACGGAGUUUCGACAGCCACAUGAUGGCCGAUAACAAGCACCCGCACGUUAUUUUCUGCAACGACUCGCCUAAAAGAGUUUUGGUGUCUGUUAUUAAGACCACGCCGAUCAAACCCAGGAGAGCUGAGGCCCUGACUCCGACAAGUCCCGGAUUCAGCGACUUCAUGGUCUACCCGUGGAAAUGGGGGGAGAACGCCCACAAUGUGUCUCUGAGCCCGGGCUCAGUGAGCGGUGCUUCCUCACCCACCGGAGCCCAGACUGCCAGAGAAGCGGACACGGAGCCAACACCUGAGCAGAUCAGGGAUGGCAUCCGCAGAGGGCGUCCCCGGGCUGACACUGUCCGAGAGCUCAUCAACGAGGGGGAGACUUCUGCCAGUCGCAUUCGCUGUAACAUCUGCAACCGCGUGUUUCCCAGAGAAAAGUCUCUGCAGGCUCACAAGAGGACACACACAGGAGAGAGGCCCUACCUGUGUGACUACCCAAACUGUACGAAGGCGUUUGUGCAGAGUGGUCAGCUGAAGACCCACCAGCGGCUGCACACUGGGGAAAAACCCUUUGUCUGUUCGGAGAAAGGAUGUGGCAAUCGGUUCACACAUGCCAACCGUCACUGUCCCAAGCACCCUUACUCCCGUCUGAAGCGAGAGGAACCAAAGGAGGACCAGGACAAGGCUCAGUCUGUGGAUAACAAGGCUGUGGCUGAGUGGCUAGCAAAGUACUGGCAAACCCGUGAGCAGCGUGUCCCCACAACCACCAAGGGGAAGACACAGGGCAAGUCCAGAGCAGAGGACCAGGAGCAGCAGGACCCCAUGGAGUACCUCCUGUCCGAUGAAGAGAACGAGGAAGAUGAAGAACCAGCAGAGGAGGAGAAGGGGAGCCAGGGAGGAGCCACCAAGCGCCGCCUCCAGGAGCAGCGAGAGCGUCUUCAUGGUGCUCUGGCACUUAUCGAUCUGGCCAACAACCUGUCUGCCUGAACCCCUUCCCACUUCCCGAUGCCUGACAUUCCCAUUCCCUCAUGUCUCAAUCCCCAACCCGCCUUCCUGCUGUAUGUACUGUAGCUAGAAGUGUUCAUGAAUGCAGAUCAAUGACUAGUUUAGUUUAUUCUUGCAAGUUGUAAAAUCUGAUUUUGAGAACAAGCUGGACUGGCCUGAGAUCAGUGUUAUGCACAUCAUCAUCUAUUGUCACAGCACCAGGAAGGCACAAGCUAAAGCACCUUAUUCAGCUUCCAUUUUAUCCUUUUAGGCUGCUAUAAUUGUAGAUUUGACUAUAUGAAGAAUGUUUUCUUUCUCCUGUCUUCUAAAGGCAAAGGAAGAGUACCUAUUAUGUUUUGUUUGCACUUUGAUGGUAACGAGUUCUUUGAGUGUUUGUGAGUGUAACCGAGUGUGUAUGAUUGAUGUAUAUAUGGAUUAAGCUCAGAUGGACAGAAUGAUACAGGGUGUGGUCAUACAUAGGACGUAUGGAUGGCCUCUCAUCAUGCUCCCAGGUUUCAUCUCUAGCAUUGUAAGCACACUUUCACUUCCACUGAUUACAGCAGUGGUGGUAGAAAUGGACUGAGUGGUUCAGUUUAAGCAUCACCUUGACAGCAUGCUCUUAGAAGUGAGCGAAUGUGGACUAAAGGGGGGGGGGGGGGUCAGUCUGGCAUUGGCUCAUUUUUAUAUUCGAAUAAAAUGGGAUCAUUGCAAGCCUAAUCCAGAGGUCUUCAAAAUAAUCCAUACUUUGACAGCUUUACCACUUUAUCAUGAUUUACACACAUUUGUUUUCAAUUUACAAUACCGGAGGCACACAGGAAGUUCACCUGGUGCCUUUUUUCUUUUUUUUAUACUGGUCUUACAUAUUCAGUCAAGCAAUCGUCAAUCAUUGGAGGUCGAGAAUACCUCUAAUGCCAUAUUUCCAUUGAAACAGAUGUUUACCUUUAAAAGUAAAAUCAGCAGACCUAAAGAUGGGAGAUAUUUCACUAUGUCACCUUUUAUAUUAAAGGGGGACAGACCAGAUAUUAUACGGGCAUAGAAACAUAGUGUUGCAUCUGUCAUUUAAUUUCAAAAGAUUAAGUUAUGAUCUAUUUAUUUCGCCAUAUUCUUUUUUUACUGGCUAACAAUUUCUUGAACUUUGAUAGCCCUGAAAUCUUUUGACAUGUAAAGGGAAAUAUUCUGGCACCAGCAAAAAUCUAAAACCUUUCAAAUACAUUUAGGUUUGUCAAUUUUGUCACCUCAUUCAUUUUUACGUAGCUCUUACACCCCUACUUAAGUGUUGGAUUAAGCUUGCAAUGCACAGAAAAUUAGACUUGUCGUACGAGUCCAAAAAGAUGGCAUUUGUUUUUGAUAAACUGAUUUUUAUAGUGCUUGGUGUUAUCAUUUUCUUUCUUUUUUGAGCAACACUACAUCCUUCGACACUGUAUGAACCUCUCAUAACUGCCCUGUCAGCAAGCUGUCACUCUAGCUGUGAUGUUUGAUUCUGUUUGGUUUACAAAUGACCUUUGUGGAGUUUCGCUAAAACUGGAAGGCAAGUGAUUUGUUGAUAAUCAAAACCCCAAAUGAUUUAUUUGUACCCCAUUAUAGUUUAUUUUUGAAGCAUUUCUAACCCUUAGUCUAUUUUGUGGUUUGAGAAGAUUAUGGCAUUUAAUAUAUACACCUUUUUUUGUUAGAAUGUUGAGUGUGAACAAUUUACGAAGAGCUUUGAAGUCGAUUUUUAGUUUACGUUUUUUUUCUCCCCUAACAUGCUCCAACAGUUUCCAUGUUUUUAGCAUGUAUAGAGUGAUCCUGCUUGCUUGGUAGACAUUUUAUUACACAUUUUAAGGUAAUAUUUCUCUGACAGGCUGUCCACACUGUUAUAUAAUUGUUGGUUUUAAAUAAACGUUCCCCAAACCUGACCCAGA
Molecule: messenger RNA, 3139 nt
Organism: Gymnodraco acuticeps
Lineage: Eukaryota; Metazoa; Chordata; Actinopteri; Perciformes; Bathydraconidae
Gene: znf367
Product: zinc finger protein 367
Exons: 5
Coding region: 291-1241 (316 amino acids)
Cellular component (GO): nucleus
Source: RefSeq, a predicted model, not a curated record